This is a messenger RNA of Oryzias latipes (Japanese medaka), 2569 nucleotides long. The record is from RefSeq and is a predicted model, not a curated record. Lineage: Eukaryota; Metazoa; Chordata; Actinopteri; Beloniformes; Adrianichthyidae.
UGUAUGAAUGUAUGAAUGCUGAUUGUAUUGUUUUGUGCAUUAUUCUUAUAUGAUUGCUUCAAAUAAACCAUUUCAAAUCCAGUCAAAAUCAAAAUAUAUGCCUCUGGGGGUCACGGGGGUCGCCAAAGCCUGUCCUGGCUACUGUGGGGCAAAGACGGGGACUCUGGACCCUUUUUUAAAUUCGAAAAGCAUCCAAAUUUAUUUGAAGUACCUCAAUAAAAAAUAAACUUGCAAAAGUAAACAGCCUGUAGUUGCAGUCUGAAAGGGAUUUAGUUUAAAUCUGAGUCUAAUACAGUAAAUAAAGUGGUGUUCCAUAUUUUGUGAAACACAAAUUGUUGUUGGUGUUACUGUGACUGUAAAUCUUCCUGUACUGUGUAUAUUUUUUGUUACUAAACCUAAUUUGUUUUCCUAAAAUAAUGUCAGCUUCUGUUCUCCUUCCAUUGCACAAAAAGGAAAUGUAUAAGUUAACGUUACCUUCUAAUUUGAUUUUUUUUUUUACCUUUUCCAAAACAGUUUUAUUCAAAGUUGUGUGUGAUGAAAGAAGUUUUAGUUAACAUGAAAUGUCUGGGUUGCGCAGGCGUAGAGACAGUCUUUGCAUGCCUCAGCAGUGAGCUUGCUCGCCGCGGCUGCUUUCAAUUUGACAGAAACUCGUCUCACAGCCGUGUAAAUAUCAGCCACUAUUGCCUUUUCUUUUAUUGUUCUCAUGCAAUCUUUGUGGCCAUUGUUGCUAAGCCCUGCAGUAUUUCACCACCACAGAUGCCCAAACUUUUUACAAAAAAUCCACCAAAAAAACAGUUUACCUCAGCAACCAACUUGCCUGACCGGUAGGAGCAGUGCAGCACAUCUGGGAAAUUCUCACUUCCCUCUGUAAAGUUUUAAUAUCCUCUUCUUGUACAGCAUAUUUUAGUCUGCACGUCUGUCGUUGUUCAACAGACACGUCUGAUAGCUUUUCAGGACGGACUGGCUGAUUUGCAACCAGAAAAUGUCCAAAAAGGGAUUUAAAGUUGAGAUGUUUUUAGUUUUCCUCUGUUGGUUCGGCUGCAGCAGAGCUGUGCCACUAAAACCCAACCAGGAGGCUGUGAAUGACAGACCUGUGAUCGGCAUCUUGACUAUGAUCGUUUCAGAUGAGACCAUGAAACCUUUUGGAAAAACUUACAUUCCUGCCUCCUAUGUGAAAUACAUAGAGUCUGCGGGUGGCAGAGUGAUGCCAAUCAGAUUAACUCUUACUACCACCGAAUAUGAAAAGAUCUUCAAAAGUAUAAAUGGCUUGCUUUUCAUUGGUGGAGCUACGGAUUUGGAAACCUCCGAUUUUGCCAGGGUGGCCAGGAUUUUCUAUAAACUAGCACUGGAGGCCAAUGAUGCUGGGGACUAUUUUCCUAUCUGGGGCACGUGUUUGGGCAUGCAGCUGCUCACGGUCCUGGUGGCUGGCGAAAACCUGCUGUCAAGGACAACAGCAGAGAAUGUGGCUUUGCCGCUCAACCUCACCACAGGUAACCAGCAGGUUAGCACAGAAGCUCAGUCCAGCAGGAUGCUCAAGGAUUUCCCUGAAGAUCUUGUCAAAGCAAUAACACAAGAACCUCUAACUGGCAAUUUUCAUCAUUAUGGCCUUUCAGUGCAGAGCUUUCAGGAAAACGAGAAGCUGCGCAGUUUCUUCUCCCUCCUUUCCACCAACAUUGCAGAGAACGGAGCUCACUUCGUCUCCACCUUUGAAGGUAAAAGGUAUCCCAUCUACGGCGUUCAGUGGCAUCCAGAGGUCAACCGUUUUCAGUGGAACAGGAAUCUGAAUUUCCCUCACUCCUCCCAUGCUGUUCAUUUAUCAUCUCUGCUGGCUGAGUUUUUCAUCAAUGAAGGAAGGAGAAGUUCACAUCAUUUUGACAAUCUGGAGGAAGAGGAGUCAUCGCUGAUUUACACCAACACCCCCCUCUACACUGGAAACUUCACAGCGUAUGAGCAGGUUUAUUUCUUCUAAGAUUAGGGGCUGACUGGAUCCAUGUCUGCUGCUCUCCACAUCCAAAUAUGUUAGUGUUGAUUACAGAGAAGCCUUGGAACGGAGGCCUGACUCACCCCUGUUGUUUCUAGGUGCUCUUUUCUUAAUCAGGAAGUCUUUGCUACUGCUUUAGUAACUUUGGUGACUCAAAAUAAGUGAUUUCAAGCAUCACAAAGGGGAUUUUGAUCAAACAAAAAUACUUGGAGCUUUACAUAGCUUCACAUGUGACCCUGAAUAAUAAUAAUUGGCAGUAUUGUAUUCAUAAUUUUGAAAAAUAAUAAGACGUUUUAGGAUCAAAUGUUGCCAUAGAAAAUCCAAAACAUUUUGAUAAGACCAUUUAAGAAUAACAAAUAUUCAGAAAAAAAUGCUGAAUUGCUUUGAUGUCAAAGGAACCAAAAUUAAACAAAAUGAGCCACAAAUCUGCUAAAAUACGUGAAAUAAAUUCAGUUUUAUAUGAAAGUGAAAUUAAAAAAAAGAUGGUGAAAUACUUUUAGCCAAUGGAAAGUAACAAAAGUGGGGGGGAAAACAAAUUAAAGACAAACUUCUAUGAUGAUGCAGAAAAAAUAAACAGAAUAAACAAAA